Molecule: messenger RNA, 1200 nt
Organism: Spirometra erinaceieuropaei
Lineage: Eukaryota; Metazoa; Platyhelminthes; Cestoda; Diphyllobothriidea; Diphyllobothriidae
Source: the annotation of a GenBank genome assembly
AUGUCCGAUCACAGUACUACGACCCAUGCUACGGCGUCCGCGGGAACCGACGCGCUCUGCAACCCUGGUCCAGUGAUGCGGGCGCAUAGUAUGCGAGCUGGACUACUCAAUCGUGGACGGACUCUCGGUAUUGGGUGCUGGAAUGUGCGAACGUUCCUGGACCCUGGUACCCAAAGUCUGACCGCGCGCAGCCUUGAUCAGUACAAUGUGGAUGUCCGCUGUCUGUCUGAGGUUCAACUCCCUGACACAGGCUCCCGUGAAAUAAAGAUCCCUGGAGUCGAAUCACAUUAUAUCCUGUACGACAGCAGCCCGCGCGAUUCUUCUGGUCGACACGGUUUGGCGAUCGCCUUAUCGCAACAAGCGGACCUCGCGCUACUUGCUUGGGAACCAGUCAAUGACCGGAUGGCCUACGUGCGACUGAAGGGUCACUUCACGAACAUCUCCAUCGUCGCUGUGUACGCACCAACUUCGGCUGCCGAACAGCACGAUAAAGAGGCGUUUUACUCUCAGUUGCAAGCGCUAGUUGAAAGACUGCCUCGCCGCGAUCUGCUGAUUGUUGCUGGCGAUUGGAAUGGUCGGACUGGACUUGGCGACCCCACAACCAGUCAUCUUCUUGGCCGCUUUGGAUUUGGCUCCCGAUGCGAAAAUGGUGAGAGAUUGCUGAACUUCGCUGAUCUAAACCGACUGCUUGUCACCAACACAUGUUUCAAGCAUCACAAGAAACAUCUGCUGACCUGGUAUUCAAACGACGGUCAUACGGCCAGUCAGAUUGACUACAUACUAGUCAGCUCAAGGUUCCGCAGCUGGGUUCACGACAGCAGAUCGAUGCGUGGUGCCGAGACUGGUAACGCCCAUGGGUCGGACCAUGUCCUCGUCCGUACACGCUUGAAGGUUCAUCUCUCAUCCGCGCCAAAAAUGCCACGUCCUAGACGCCUCGAUGUCGCAAAAACCCGGCAAGCCAGCACUGCCGAGGCCCUAAGCAGAGAAAUCCGGACCUGUUUUACGACCCGAGCUGACGGAGAAGUCAGUAACCAGUGGUCGUCACUGAAGACUUCAGUCUAUGGGGCAACUGAGAAAAUCCUUGGAUACACCCAGCGACGCCGCAGUGACUGGAUCAGCGGAAGAACCCUGCAGUUGUCUGCUCAGACGGCUAGAGCUAGGUCCCGCAACGAUGACUACUUCCGCAACUUCGGAAGAUGA